Molecule: messenger RNA, 1249 nt
Organism: Punica granatum (pomegranate)
Lineage: Eukaryota; Viridiplantae; Streptophyta; Magnoliopsida; Myrtales; Lythraceae
Source: RefSeq, a predicted model, not a curated record
CGGAUAUACAUUGAUCUCAAUGGCGGUGAGGAUAGUUGUUUUAACAUUUGUAUGCGUUGCUUUAGCGGUGAGCCAUGGCGAGGGGAGGAAGCUGGAACAUGAAAAGAAUGGAGGAGAGGUGGUGAAGAAACCCGAGUGGUCCUUCGACAACAACCCGGGUUGGUUUGGCAUUGGAGGAGGUGGUGGUGGUGGUGGUGGUUUUGGUGGUGGGUCAAAAGGCUUUAGCUUUGGUCACUCUUUUAGCUUCGGUAAAGGAGUGGGCUUUCGCUUUGGGACGUCAGGAAAACCUGUUGUUGGUCUUCAAAAGCCUGAUUGUGUUGGGAAAGGUAGAGGUGGAGGUGGAGAAAUAGGGAAACACCACAAGAUGGGUAAGAGGCAUCAUGGUAGUGGAGGUAUUGGUGGUGGAGGCGGCACCGGAGGUGGAAUGGGCGGUGGUGUAGGAGGUGGAGGUGGUGCUAGGGGAGGCACUGGAGGAGGCAUAGGUAAAGGAGGUGGCAUUGGUGGUGGUGGCGGCGGUGGCGGCAGUGGUGGUGCUGGAGGAGGCAUUGGAAAGAGGGGUGGGGGUGGCAUUGGCGGUGGAGGAGGUAUUGGUGGUGGCGGGGGCGGCAUUGGUGGAGGAAUUGGAAAAGGUGGUGGUGCCGGUAGAGGUAUUGGUGGUGGAGGUGGGGCUGGAGGCGGCGUUGGAGGAGGAAUGGGUGGUGGUGGUGGAGUUGGGGGUGGGUUCGGGAAAGGAUGGGGUGGUGGAGGUGGUGGUGGAUUUGGAGGCGGUGUUGGUGGCGGUGUCGGUGGAGGAUUUGGCGGUGGUGCUGGCGGUGGUGGAGGAGGAGGAGGCAUUGGUGGUGGUGGGAGUGCUGGAGGUGGAGUAGGAGGCGGGGGCGACGAUGACGGAGAUGGCGGCAUUGGAGGUGGAAUUCCGGGAAUUGGUGGGAGUGGUUUAGGGCUUGGAAAAACUUUUGGUGGGGGCGUAGGCAAAGAUGUGAACUCCAUCCAGCAUAUGGAAGUGGCCAAUACGCCAUGAAAACUCCAGCUUACAAAUAAAAAGCCAUAUACAUUGGCUUUAUGAGGUUGCAUGAGUUCAAAUUUUAAGUUAAAUGCCCAUAUCAAUUGUCUCAUAUAUAUUAACUUGCUCUGCUUUUUUUCGAACUAAGCCUAUAUUAGAGAUGCGAGAUUAAGAACUAAACCUAAUAUCUCUAAGUACUAAUGUAAGGGUAAUUCUCCUUUGUCAAAUUCUUGCCAGUAUUUCACUUAA